Messenger RNA from Sinocyclocheilus anshuiensis, 448 nucleotides. Its product is annotated as O-acetyl-ADP-ribose deacetylase MACROD2-like. The coding region runs from base 170 to 448 and encodes 92 amino acids. The record is from RefSeq and is a predicted model, not a curated record. The transcript is spliced from 3 exons. Lineage: Eukaryota; Metazoa; Chordata; Actinopteri; Cypriniformes; Cyprinidae.
GCAUCACCGCACAGUCUCCCCACCAACUACAAUUUGACAGUUUCUCAGGUGAGGCGUCACGCUACAGGAGCUCUUUCACUUUCUCUUGAGUUUCAGCGCGCAUUUCGCUGUGAGCCUGGGGUUGCUUAACUCAAAAACCAAUUACCAGAAGCCCUCACACCACGGCACCAUGAGCAAAAAGAAAAAGGAGUGGAGAGCGGAGAAAGAGCGCUUACUCAGUCUUGGUCUAGAGGAUAGGCGCAAAGAUUAUCGGGGAAACUAUGUGCCAUUGGACAAGAUUGCCACCUGGGCAAACCAUGACGAUAAUACAGCUACUGAGGAAGAAGAACAAAAGUCUUUCUCCUUGACUGACAAAGUGUCUCUGUACAAAGGUGACAUUACCAUCUUGGAGCUGGAUGCCAUAGUGAAUGCUGGUGAGUUUGCUGUUUCUGAUCAGUUGCAGUUUUAA